Messenger RNA from Ziziphus jujuba (common jujube), 1970 nucleotides. Its product is annotated as serine/threonine-protein kinase PBL35. Gene Ontology annotation, molecular function: ATP binding; protein kinase activity. The transcript is spliced from 7 exons. NCBI's taxonomy places the organism in Eukaryota, Viridiplantae, Streptophyta, Magnoliopsida, Rosales, Rhamnaceae. Gene Ontology annotation, biological process: protein phosphorylation. Bases 384 to 1688 code for a protein of 434 amino acids. The record is from RefSeq and is a predicted model, not a curated record.
GGGUUUUCCCCUUGAUUGCCAAAACUUUCUUAGACACAAUGUUUUUUGGUAAUUUUGUCAAGUGAAAACAGAGAGAGAGAGUGACAGACCCAUUCCCAUCCCCCACACAUAAAGGUGGUGGGAAAAAAGUUCUUUUUGUACACACUGCGAUGAUGGCGAUGAUGAUGCCUGCAAUCUCCAACAGCAGCAGCAACACCAAUACCAUCACCACCAACAAAAAUUCCCUUCUCUCUUUCUCUAUUCUCCAUUCUCUUUUCUCUUCCUCUUCCUCUGUUCUCUGCCAUCCAUAACCAUGGUUAAUCUCUUUCCCUCUCUCUCUUUCACUGUCAAUUCCAAAUGCAUUUAUGGUCACUACCCAUGAAAGCUAGGAUUCUCGUUUAGCUAUGGAGAAGAAGUGCGGGUGCUGGGCUGUUCUGACACGCAGCGUUAGAGGUGCCUGCAAGUCCUCUACUUCUAGAGACUCUGCUAACACUAUUCCUCGUACUAGUCUUGUUUAUGAUGCAGCUACUGAGACACGUUAUCUAAACGCCAGCAAUAGAGAACUCUGUCCCCCAAAUGAAGCUCAACUAUCAUCAUCUGACAAUCCAAUCCCUCCACCAUCAGAUGACAAAUCCACAUGCCAGUUGCUCCAAUUUGCAUUUCAGGAGCUGAAAGCUGCAACUGGGAAUUUCAGGCCUGAUAGCAUACUUGGGGAAGGUGGAUUUGGGUAUGUGUUUAAAGGAUGGAUAGAGGAAAAUGGUACAGCACCAGCAAAACCUGGAUCAGGAAUUACAGUAGCUGUUAAAAGCUUAAAGCCAGAUGGUCUUCAAGGUCAUAGAGAAUGGGUGGCUGAAGUUGACUUUCUCGGACAGCUUCACCAUCCUAAUCUGGUGAAGCUUAUCGGAUAUUGCAUCGAAGAUGAUCAACGGCUGCUUGUUUAUGAAUUCAUGACCCGUGGAAGUCUUGAAAAUCAUCUUUUUAGAAGGACUAUUCCUCUUCCAUGGUCCAAUAGGAUUAAAAUUGCACUUGGCGCAGCAAAAGGAUUGGCCUUUCUCCAUAAUGGUCCUGAACCAGUCAUUUAUAGAGAUUUUAAGACAUCCAACAUUUUGCUGGAUUCGGAAUACAAUGCGAAGCUUUCAGAUUUUGGUUUGGCGAAAGCAGGGCCUCAAGGAGACAAAACACAUGUUUCUACCAGGGUUGUUGGAACAUAUGGCUAUGCUGCUCCAGAAUAUGUAAUGACAGGGCACUUGACUUCAAAAAGUGAUGUUUACAGCUUCGGAGUAGUGCUACUUGAGAUUUUAACAGGAAGAAGGUCAAUGGACAAGAAACGUCCUAGUGGAGAACAGAACCUUGUGGCAUGGGCUCGACCAUAUUUAGCUGACAAACGAAAGCUCUACCAACUAGUUGAUCCGCGCUUGGAACUGAAUUAUUCCCUUAAAGGUGUACAGAAAGUCUCCCAGUUAGCUUACAGCUGCCUCAGUAGGGACCCCAAAUCUCGCCCUACAAUGGAUGAAGUGGUGAAGGUUCUGACUCCAUUGCAAGAUCUUAACGACCUUGCCAUCUUAUCAUAUCACUCUCGUUUAUCUCAACAGGGAAGGCGCAAGAAAAAAUCUGAUGGAACCCAGCAGCUCGCAUACACACAAUCCAAAAGCAUCAGAGACUCUCCACUACAUACUGGAAAGCAGCGCAGGAUCGCACUACAACCAUAAAAGAGCUUGCUCCAAUUAGGAAGCUGAUUCAAUUCCCAUAAUGAUCUUGUACAUCUCCUCAUAUACAUAGGUAUCCGCACCUAGGCAAGCUAUAUAUAUAGCCCAUCAAACCUUUUUACUGGCAUACAGUAUUUUGAUCUGCUAGAAAUUUAUUGAUAUGAGGAGUACUAAUUAAGGAUUAUUACUUGUUUAAAUGGUUUUAGUUUUAGAUCGUUAAUUGAAGUGAAACUUUAGUUUUGACACAUUACCAAAUCUUGAUGUGAAACUUUUAGUUUUGACACA